GUCGCAAGACCUCGCCAAACGGCGCUUUCCUUCGGCACCAAGUAAAAGAAAGGAGGGUGGAAGAGAGAGAGAGUCAAAGAGCGGAGAACGGACAACUAGUGAGAGAGAAAUAAUCCCACCAGAGGAAAGAUCAGAGAAGAUAAGAGAGAUCGAACGGGCUUCCAAAUUCUUCUUUUCUGGCGGAGUUGUUCGCCGUAUGUCGGAGAAAGAAAGAUUUGGGAGAGAAGGAAUGGCAUCGUGGGUGACUUGAUUGCAUCAUGCCACUAGGAAGAAAAGGCUGCGAAAUCGGCAUGAUGGCUCCCAUCCCGUAGCGGAGAUACUUGCCAAGUGGAGAGAGCAAAACAGGCAACCGGACUGUUCCAAUGAUGUUGAGAAAUAUGUCCGGAGAGUGCCUGCGAAGGGUUCUAGGAAAGGAUGCAUGCGAGGAAAAGGAGGCCCAGAAAAUUCGCACUGCAAUUACCGUGGCGUGAGGCAGCGAACUUGGGGCAAGUGGGUUGCAGAGAUCCGAGAGCCCAACCGGGGCAGUCGUCUGUGGCUUGGAACCUUUAACACUGCGUUGGACGCUGCUAUGGCCUACGAUGAAGCUGCGAGGGCUAUGUAUGGACCCUGUGCCCGCCUCAAUCUCCCUCAAUGUGACAUUGCAGCUAAAGAUACAACCUUGGGAGAUGCAGAAUCCUAUGAAUCGACAACAACCACGUCACAGCUUUCCAAUGCCUCCGGUCUUGAGGAGUCAGGAAUUAAGGCUCCAAAACUAGAAGCAGGAGAUAAAAGAAGAAGUAUUAACCCUCCUCAAUCAACUGCAGAACCUGUUAUGAGUAUGGUCAAGACUGAGGCAGAUGAGGAGCUUUUUAAGCAUUUUGAUUCCUUGCAGGAUCUACACCAGGACAUUGUAGGCAUUGAAGAUAUACUGGGGAAUAUGGACUUGUAUCCAUCGAGUAGCACCACCAUCACUCAGAAUAUGAAGAGCGAGAAAGACCAGGUUGGAGGGGUGGAUACAAAUACCAUCGGGCUUAAUGGCACUCCAUCAGCUCUCUCAUUCAGAACUCAGAGUCCAGAUGUGAAGAGCCCGGGAACCUGGUGUACUAUGGGGCAGACACCGGCUGACAUGGAUGAUGAUAACUGUGAUUUUAUCAAACAAAUGAGUCAAGAUAUGGAAUUCGGGUUUACCAAUGACCAGGGCAUUCCCGAGCUGGAAUUUCCCGACCCUAGGUUGUUCCCAGAAUCACAUGGGUUUUAGAGUUGGGGAGAUUUAGCUAUGCAAUUGGUCAUUUGCGUUCAUACUAAGAAAAGGUUAUUUGUGGUAAUUGAUAGAAAUAAGCUGGUCCUCCCUAGUUUUUUCAAGAAUGGGAACUUGGCUGCCAUGUCCUUUCAGUGUAAUAGGGUUAUACCUUUCUUUUGGCAUUUUUGAUUUUUGGCAUACAGUGGAGUGAAAACUUUCCAAGCAUGGAGGUUUGGAAUAAUGCAAGUGAAAUAGACUACCGUACAGUGUACUCUAAAUAAAGCUUCAAGUGGAUUAUACAUUUAAAGAUUUGAGGUGGUAUUAAUGAAGUUAUUCAUAGGGUUCAUGCUUUUAA
Messenger RNA from Elaeis guineensis (African oil palm), 1574 nucleotides. RefSeq lists its product as uncharacterized. NCBI's taxonomy places the organism in Eukaryota, Viridiplantae, Streptophyta, Magnoliopsida, Arecales, Arecaceae. Gene Ontology annotation, molecular function: transcription cis-regulatory region binding; DNA-binding transcription factor activity. The record is from RefSeq and is a predicted model, not a curated record. Gene Ontology annotation, cellular component: nucleus. Gene Ontology annotation, biological process: response to stress; positive regulation of DNA-templated transcription.